UUUCUCAUUGGCUAGCCGACGAGUGAUGCAGACCAAUAGAAUGUCGGCGCGGGGGGAAGUGGAGCGAAGUGGUGGGGCUGCGCCUGCGCAGUGCGGCUCCGCUGGCAGGAAGCGGCGGAGCAGAACCCGGCGAGGGCAGCGCGGCGCUCCCGCCUCCGCCGCCGGUUCCCCCGCACCCCCCGCGCCCCCGCCGCCGCCAUGUUCCUCACACGCUCCGAGUACGACCGGGGUGUGAACACUUUUUCUCCAGAGGGGAGGCUGUUCCAAGUGGAAUAUGCCAUCGAGGCCAUAAAGCUCGGUUCCACAGCCAUCGGCAUCCAGACCUCGGAGGGCGUCUGCCUGGCCGUGGAGAAGCGGAUCACCUCCCCGCUCAUGGAGCCCAGCAGCAUCGAGAAGAUCGUAGAAAUCGAUUCCCACAUAGGGUGUGCCAUGAGCGGCUUAAUAGCUGAUGCAAAGACUUUAAUUGAUAAAGCAAGAGUGGAGACUCAGAAUCACUGGUUCACCUACAACGAGACCAUGACAGUGGAGAGCGUCACACAGGCCGUGUCCAACCUGGCGCUGCAGUUUGGGGAGGAGGAUGCGGACCCGGGAGCGAUGUCUCGUCCGUUUGGCGUCGCGCUGCUUUUUGGAGGAGUCGAUGAGAAGGGACCUCAGCUGUUUCACAUGGACCCGUCGGGGACGUUUGUUCAGUGUGAUGCCAGAGCCAUCGGCUCCGCCUCGGAAGGUGCCCAGAGCUCUCUGCAGGAGGUUUACCAUAAGUCAAUGACACUGAAAGAGGCAAUUAAAUCUUCCCUCGUCAUCCUGAAACAAGUGAUGGAGGAGAAGCUGAACGCAACCAACAUUGAGCUUGCCACCGUGGAGCCCGGGAUGAAGUUCCACAUGUACACGAAAGAGGAGCUCGAAGAGGUCAUCAAGGAUAUUUGAAAAGGAGACAGACUCCCUCAAAAGCCCUUUUUUUUUCUCCCCCCCCAAAAUCAAGCGAACUGACUCUCGGUUCCUUCCACUACUCGUGAUUUUAUUUUCCAGCAGCAUCUGUAAUUGCUCUUCUUAGAAGGCUCAUGAGGUUUUUUUACAGUUUCUGUACAUAACGGAUCUCUAAAAUAAGAGGAAAUGAGAAUAAAUCAUUUUGUUACUCUA
Columba livia (rock pigeon) is the source of this 1137-nucleotide messenger RNA. RefSeq names its product proteasome 20S subunit alpha 5 (gene PSMA5). Lineage: Eukaryota; Metazoa; Chordata; Aves; Columbiformes; Columbidae. Gene Ontology annotation, biological process: proteasome-mediated ubiquitin-dependent protein catabolic process. Gene Ontology annotation, cellular component: nucleus; proteasome core complex, alpha-subunit complex; proteasome core complex. Bases 199 to 924 code for a protein of 241 amino acids. The transcript is spliced from 9 exons. The record is from RefSeq and is a predicted model, not a curated record.